GCAUGAGUAUGUAGGUGCAAAUUAAACUCAAAGCACAAAGCUACAAAUUGGCCAAUGGGUUCGGAGCAGUUCCCUGAUGUUUUCACUUGGGUCCAAAAUAUCCCUCAAAUCACAAAAUGGUCCUCAACUUCUGUCUCCUUUCGAAUUUUCCCCUCAACUUCCUCUUUCCUUUCCUCUCAUCCCUCCCUCGAUCUCUUAGCGCAGAAGAACCCUAACCCUAAAAUCCUCACAUUCUCCAUCGUCAUCCGAUCUACUCUUCCUCUGUACCUCUGGACUUCGAACCAAAUCAACAUCAAUCCCAAAUCAUCGAACCCUUUUGAUGAAGAAACCAUUGUCUCUCUCAUGUUAAACUUCAUUCAUGAUGUCUUGGGCUAUGCCUCCAACAGGACAACUUCCACCAUCAAGAUCCCUAAACCCAGCUCGUGUAACGAUCUCAAAGACAUUUUCAACCUCGUGUUUCUCACUCUUUCGUUCCUCGUAUCGGUAUACGAAACUCCCACGUCUCUCCGUGAUGACUGCCUCAGCUUUCUCAACGACCAUCUGGUUACUUGUCGGCUAAGGCAACCUUCGAUAUCUCUGAUGAAGCUUCUAGGGUCCAACUUAGAAGAACAGUGGAUGAGAUCUGUUAAUCUUGCGGUUACCAACUGGCUUGUGGGUCUUCAAGCCACCAAUGGCGGCAGCCGGAGAUUUGCAUCGUGGCCGUCGUUCUCUUAUGCUGUUUCCACUUCUGGGUUGUGGAAAGUUCAGCUUUAUUGUCCAUUAGUGGCCAUGGAGGUGGAAAGAAAAAGCAACCCAUUUGUCGAUUCGAAGCUGUUAUUCUCCUUGAACUUCCACCAGCUCGAAGGAGUGAUGCAGUUCAACUACAAGGUUGCAGUUAGAGAGAAGUGGAUCGAUGUGGUCGUCAAGAUCGACAACAUAAGAUACGAUGUAAUAAGACUUGUAAGCGAGAGACUGAUGGCGAGGAAGGGAGCAGGGGAGCAAGAGAAACAUUUCCCAUCGAGAAUAUCUCUGCAGCUAACUCCGACCCUUCAGACAAACAUCAUAAGUGUCUCCGUGAGCAAAUCUUCCAACAAUCCGGGAAGGGAGUUCGAAGUGGAGAAGAGCAUCGAAGGAGCAUUCAACCCACCAAACUCGAUAGGUCUGACAAUAGCCACCAGAGAAGCAGCAAGAGUGAGCAUGACGCCGUGGAAGUUCGAACAGUCCGUCCUCGGUUACACGGCAAACCUCAACUGGCUUCUCUACGACAGCAGCCUCGGGGGAAGGGAGGUUUUCUCGUCAAGACCCUCCAAGCUCUCGGUGAUGAUGAACCCGAGGUCCUGGUUCAAGGACCGGUACGCGAGGGCAUAUCGGUCAUUUACCAGGAGAGGCGGAGUGAUAUUCGCAGGGGAUGAGUACGGAGAGUGCGUGGUGUGGAAGGUGGGGCGAGAAGCCCUGGGGAAGACGAUGGAGUGGGAAAUCAAGGGUUCCAUCUGGUUGACCUAUUGGCCUAACACGCACAAGACUUUCUACCAUGAAACCCGGAGACUUGAUUUCAAAGAAUUUCUUUAUCUCACCAUUGCUUGACACGUGGUUUUCUUUCUGACGUGGCAGUAGUGACACGUGGAUAACAUUUUAGUUUUAUAAUUGCACAAGUUCAUUUCAUAAUUUAUAUUUUCUUCUUUUUUUAA
Tarenaya hassleriana is the source of this 1667-nucleotide messenger RNA. RefSeq lists its product as uncharacterized. The transcript is spliced from 2 exons. The record is from RefSeq and is a predicted model, not a curated record. Bases 55 to 1563 code for a protein of 502 amino acids. NCBI's taxonomy places the organism in Eukaryota, Viridiplantae, Streptophyta, Magnoliopsida, Brassicales, Cleomaceae.